CGAUCCUUAACUUUUUCCCAUUCGUUGACACUAAAGUUCAUUCCUAAUUUUCAACGAACACCGAGAAAAUGAGAGUUUAUCCUUCAUUGCUAGUACUCGUAGUUGUUUUUACGGGAGAGUUUGGCAGAGGAGAAUGUACAAAGCCUUUUAUUUCAACAAGCACAGUUACAGCUUCAUCUCAGCUUUCUCCACAAUAUUCCCCUGAGCAUGCAGCUUUGUCUUCUCAAACAGCAUGGUGUCCAAAACAAAACUUUACUGACGAAGAAUACCUUCAGGUUGAUUUUGGUGGGCGGAAAGUUGUGAAGAAAAUUAAAAUUGCCGGUGAGGCAAACCCCCCUGUUAACGAGACUGCCAGGAGUGUAACUAAGUACCUCAUUCAAGUCAGUGCCGACGGAGCUACAUAUGAAGACUUUGAUGCGGUUUCAAAACCAAUGGCUGAAAUGGAAAUAAGAACCCAGUACAUCCGUCUGAAGCCUCUGGAAUUCCACAAAUUUCCUUGCAUGAGGCUUGAAAUUUACGGAUGUAAAGCAAAGAAUCCUGAACUGUGCAGUGAAAACAACGGGGGCUGCUCUCAGAUAUGUGAACAACGUUCCAAGUAUUGUAUUUUUGGUAAAUGCUACUUUAACUGUCAUAUCGACUUCUUGUGUACACGAUGGGUGGAAUGCAAGUGUCAGUCUGGAUACAAACUGCUGGCAAACGGGAAGAAUUGUGCUGAUAUAAACGAGUGUGAAACCAACAAUGGCAACUGCGACCAGAUUUGUAAAAAUUCUAAAGGAAGUUAUCAGUGCAAGUGCCGCAGUGGGUUCCUUCUUGACAGCGACAAGCACAAAUGCAAUGACAUAAACGAAUGCAACAACAACAAUGGCGGCUGUAAUCAGCUUUGCAGAAAUAGUUUUGGGAGUUAUCAUUGUGAGUGCUCCGUGGGAUACAAGCUUUCACAGGAUAACCAUACUUGCGUUGAUAUCGAUGAAUGUGCAGUUGAUAAUGGCGGGUGUAGUUAUGGAUGCCAGAAUCUUCAAGGACGCUACAUCUGCACCUGCCCUAUCGGAUUUGAGUUGGAUCGAACGCAAAAGAACUGCAAAGAUUCAAAUGAAUGCUUGCUGGCCAAUGGUGGCUGCGAGACUAACUGCCACAAUACCAAUGGAAGCUAUUACUGCUCGUGUAACAAUGGCUUUGAGUUAUACGAUACAUUCAAAUGUAGAGACAUUGACGAAUGCUCUCGAAAUACUGACAACUGUAACGAGACCUCUACAAGCUGCCAAAAUUUCCAAGGAGGAUACGAGUGUCCCUGCAAGAGUGGCUUCAAACACAAACAGGGAGACUCAUACAAUUGUGACUUCAUCACUUGCCCAGCCCUCUUGGAGUCUAUGGGCACAUCUGUGAGUCCUAAGCCUCAAUGCUUAGUCGUUGGCGGCAGGAAAGUGAAUGAGACUUGCAAGUUUAGUUGUAACAAUGGAUACGAGCUUCCAGAUCCAAAGAAGGACACCCUCACCUGUUUGGUAACGGGUUCAUGGGAUGCACCCAUCAUAAAUUGCCAACGUAUAACAUGCCCAGCCUUACCUCCUAUUCAAAAUGGGGACCUACUUCCGGAUAUUUGCCCAAUUUCCGGAAAUAGUUUUGGCAGCAGUUGCGUUUACAGUUGCAAAUCAGGUUAUAAAUUGACCGGCGUGGGUACGAAAACGUGCCAAGCGAAUGGAGAGUGGGACGACAAAACUACACCGAGUUGUAAUAAAGAUUAUCCGAAGCCAUGGAUCACUUGCCCUACAGAUGUCGUUGCUACCCUUGCACCAAACGCUAAGGAACACGAUAUAACUGGGUUGCUAAGUCAACCACAGUCCAAUGUCAAAAAUAUUCACAUGUACCCAGAUAAGUACCGCAGCAGCCUGGUGUUCCCGUCAGGCUUAACUGUGCUUACUUACGUCGCUAGUAACGAAAUCGGUGAAACAGCGAAUUGUACUACAGUUGUGACCAUACAAGAUCAACAAAAACCGACCAUUACAUACUGCACUGAAAAUAUAUAUCAAGCAAUAUCAGGUUCAGAAGCUUCCGUUACAUGGACAGAGCCAAGCUUCACAGACAACGUCGAGGUUGUAAGAGUCACAUCGACAAAGAAACCUGGCGACACAUUCCAAAUUGGAUCUCUUACGGUACUUUAUGAGGCGUUUGACGCCGCAGGGAAUAAAGAGGGCUGCUCUUUCGUAGUGCAACUAACGCGGAAGAGGUGCGAAAAACCAAGCGAACAGCCUGACAAUGGAGAAUUGGUUUGCAAUUCAAUCGGAGACUUCCUUUACUGUUCAAUUAAAUGUAACUCUAAUAAACAGUUGUUCAAGUACUCUUUUGGCUCAAGUUGCAACCCAUCUUCGUUGAAGUGGUCACCAGAGGAGGUUUUAAUCGACUGUGUAGACUCUGUCGCCAUGCCGGCAAGUGGAGAGUGCCCUCAUCCAACAAUUCCGCAGCCAUCCCUUAUUAAUUUCAACAAUCCAGCAAAGCCAUGCGUUAAAUGUCCUCGAGGGAUGAAAUUUGAUAUGACACAGAAAGACUGCCUAGCAUGCCCUAUUGGUUACACAAGUGAACAAGAAUCAAGCCUGAAUUGCACCAAGUGUCCAGAGAAAAAAAGCACCAGAAAGGAGGGGUCGAAAACAUGCGAAGAUCUUUGUGAUAAAGGGAUGUCAUCAGGAGAUGGGUUCGAUUCUCCUGACAAACAUGCGUGUUAUUUUUGCAACGUUGGAUUCUAUCAAGAUCAAUAUGGUGCCACACAGUGUAAGCAAUGCCCGAAUGGACUCACAACAAUUGCGAAGGGAUCAACCUCCUUGGAUGACUGUGGAAUAACACCAACAGUUUCUUCCUUUGGACCUCCUUCCAUGGUCGUCGAUGUGGAUGAAAAUGGCAGAGUUCAAUUUGAGUGUAUGGCAGCUGGACCACCAGAACCUACGUUCUUAGUUAAAAAGACAAAGCCAGCACCAGACGGUUUCGGAGGACCUGUUAGGAUAGAGUACAUCAGGUCAGGUAAUGCAGUGACUGGUGUACGCUACAUAAUUCUCAGUGCGACAGAACAUGACGCCGGACUAUACUUUUGCACCGCCACCAACAAGUUUGGAUCGGAUACGAAGCAACUCACUUUGAAUGUCCAAAUUUCCGGAGGAAGUGGGUCAGGAGCUUGACGCCUUGAAAGAAAUAUCGUUACGUUAUGCUUCAGUACCGAACGAUUGAGUAGAGUGACACAAGGAUUCCUUCUUUUUCACUGAAUCAAUUGAUAUGAUUAUCGUGUGUAUUGUGACAAAUCAAGGACUACCUAACAAAAUAAAAUUAGAUAA
Messenger RNA from Pocillopora verrucosa, 3314 nucleotides. RefSeq names its product signal peptide, CUB and EGF-like domain-containing protein 3. NCBI's taxonomy places the organism in Eukaryota, Metazoa, Cnidaria, Anthozoa, Scleractinia, Pocilloporidae. The record is from RefSeq and is a predicted model, not a curated record. Gene Ontology annotation, molecular function: calcium ion binding.